AUGCCACUGCUGGAGUUUCAGUCAUCUCUUCCACUGGAGGGUUCUGUCGUACAUAGGGAGGUUACCAGUGGGAGGGAGAUCCCUGGGCGGCAAGUGGGCGGCGCAGCAAUCCAGAGACAGAUUUCGGGGCGGCAGCAGCUGGAUGGAGCUGCAAUCCAGAGGCGGUUGUUUGGGCGGCGCAUCUCCACUCCAGAUGGCGGGACUCUAUCCCUAGAUUUCCUCAAAAACUGGCCCUUGGGAUUGUCGCAGCCCUUGGGAUUGUCGCAGCAGCAGCAGCAGCGGCAGCAGGGGCGGUUGGGCCUGGCAGAGCAGCUGAAGGCAGGCGAGGGAAUGAUGGUGGUGGUGGUGGCAGGCACGGCAGCAGGCAGCGCGGAUCCCUUCAUUCAGCGCCUGGCGAGCAGCAUUGCUGCCAGAGGCCAUGUCCCCGUGCCCAGUUACUUCCCCCCGGUGAGUGCCAGCUCGUUUGGGUGUCACUUUGAGCAUCCCUGGUGGGACAGUGCUGUUGGGCGUGAGGAGGCCAUGCGAUGCGUCCAUGGCCCUGAUGGAGCAGCUGGGGCAGGUUUGGGCAUGGUGGUGGUGCUGGUGGUGGCAGGCACGGCAGCAGGCAGCGCGGACCCCUUCAUUCAGCGCCUGGCGACCAGCAUAGCUGCCAGGGGCCACGUGCCCGUGGUGCUCAACCUGAGAGGCUGCGGUGGCAGCCCCGUUACCUCCCCCUGCUUCUUCUCACCAGCUGACAGCGCUGACGUGGCACUGGCAGCCGAUUUCCUCGCAUCUUCCUGCCCCGACUCCCUCGUAGUGGCAGUGGGAGUGGGCCUGGGCGGGCACCUGCUGCUGAGACACCUGGGUGAAAAGAGGAGGGUGGCGGAGGGGGAGAAAAAGGUAGCACGGGAAGGAGAGAGGGGGGAAAAACGGGGGACGAAGAGCAGGAGGGAGAAAAGAAGGGCUGGAAAGGCAGGGGGGGAGCUGCAUGGCGUGGAUGGGGUUGGGAAGACUGCGAGGACUAAAGGAACUGGUGGUGGUGGGGUGGUGAAGCAGGCCUCGGCACAUAGGGUUAUUCAAGCAGCCAUGGCGGUUGACUCGCCCACAUGCCUUCACCACCAUGGCUUCCUCAGCAGUCACUGCCCUGACAAGGAGGAAGAAGUUUCCAGGAAGAUGCCUUACCAUCCUCAGAUGAUUUUCUCUGACGCGUGGGGCCCACACGAGCCCCUCAAUCUAUCAGCCGCGCUGGCAGCUUCGUCGCUCAGCCAAUGGGACGACGCCAUGUCACGCCGUGCCGUGGGCUACAAGUCGAUCUCGGCAUUUUAUGAUGCGUGCUGUGCGUGUGGCGUGCUGGAGCACGUGUCCAUGCCCACUCUGUGCGUGCAAAGGGGGAGUGUAAUUGCAGGGAGCAGCACUGCUUGCGCCACUGCUUUUCCCUCGUCAUCCUCCCCCUCCCCGGAGCCUUCUACCUUGCAACCCUUCCUCACCAACAGAAACCUCUCCCUCUGUGUACUCUCCAACAUAAGAACUGUUUCAGACUCCUCUGCUGCUGCUGCUGCUGCUGCUGCUGCUGCUGCUGCUGCUGCUACUGCUGAUGGUGAUUCUCCUAAUGUUCCCGUUGCUGCUGCUGAAGGGAUCGGUUCGUCUGGUCCUCUCUCUUCCGCUCAUGCUUGGAGCCCUGCUUUUACCAACCGUGUGCUGCAAAUCGUGAAUGAGUGGUUAUCAGCUGUCGAGUGUGCUCUGCUGCAACAACGAUUGAAGGAGCUCAAGAAAGUACGAGACAAGGUUAUACCGGGCAAGAAGAGGGCAUCGGCAGCAGGAAGCCGAGACUGGAGGCAUCACAGAGACGGCAGCAAGCAGCACACAGUGGAAGCGAGUGAGGGAGAGGGAGAGAGGAGUGCAGGUGAAGGAAACGGGAACACAGGAGCAGGGAGUGGAUGGGAUGGAGAGGAAGAGAGGAGUGGGCAUGCAUUGGAGGCGCCUCCUGACGACAAUGCUUUAGACUCUACUGCUGCACCCACAUCACCAUUUCCACCUGCCGAGACACCUGCUCAACCUGCCCCUCAACUUGCCCAACGUGCCCCUCCACCUGCCCAACCUGCUGCUCAGCCUGUGCAAACUGCCCUUCAGCCUGCCCCUGAACCUACCCAACCUACUUCUCGGCCUGCUCAACCCUCCCCUCCGACUGUUCAAGCUGCUUCUUCCUCCAUCCAACCUGCCCCUCAGCCUGCCCCUCCGCCUGUUCCAGCUGCUUCUCCCUCCAUCCAACCUGCCCCUCUACCUGUCCUUCCGCCUGCCCAUCAACCCGCUCAGCCUGCUCCACUGCCUGUCCAAACUGCUGCACCUUCUGUCCAACCGGCCAGCUCAUCGAGCCAACCUGUCUCAGCAACUGCGACUGGUUCUGCCUCAGGUGCUGCUUCAGUUGCCUCUUCAGAUGCUCCUUCAGGUGCUCCUUCAGAUGCUCCUUCAGGUGCUCCUUCAGGUGCUCCUUCAGGUGCUUCUUCAGCGGCCAUAACGAGGGGGCAGGGCAUAGCAGGCGCAGUGCAGCAGGUGCUGCCGCCAGAGCAGCAGUCAGCAGUGACCACCACUCUCAGGCACUGCCUAGAGGCCGCCCAUCGCUCAGCUGCAGUGGAAAGCACUCUCAAGCAGGCGGCUUCUCUGCUUCCCCAGACACGUGAGAUUCUUGAGGCGCCUCAGAAAGAGGCGCCUAAAAAAGAGGCGCCUCAAAUUUUGAUACCUGAUGUGGAGCGGAGUGGGCAGGAGCAGCAGCAGCAGCAGGAGGAGGAGGAGCAGGAGGAGCGUCCUUCCCCCGCCUCCCCUCCUUCCGACCCUCCCCCUUCCCCCAACCCCGCUCCCUCUCCCUCCCCACCUGCAUCCUCCGCUCCUCUAUCUAUUGGUGGGCUUAAUUUGUCUGUAGCUGUGCAGGCGUUAUCUGGGGUAGAUGACAGCUCACAGGUGGCUGUGGCAAGCGUGUUUGAUGCUGUGGGUGGGAUUUUGGCGGAGCUAAAGCAGGAGAAGGAGAAACGGGAGGAGGAGGAGGAAGAGAGGAAGGAGGAGGAGUUGAGGGAAGAGGAGAAGGAGGAGGAAAAGUGGAGGGAGGAGGAGAAGAGGGAGCAGAAGGAGGAGGAAGGUAGGGAGAAUGGAGAAGGGAAUUUGGCAGGGGAAGAGAAGUUCAGAGCUAGGGAUGAGCAGAGGGGGGUAUGGCAUGAGGCGGAGGGAAGGGGAUGGGACCAGAAGCCUUUUAAGCACGAGGCUCAGAGGAGGGAAAAAACAGGCGAGCAAAAGGAGGAGCUAAGGGAGGAGGAUGGGUGGUUCUACUCAGCAGGCUCUCCCGUGCGUAAGAUGGUCGGCUCUGCUACAGCCAUGGCUGCUACAGCCCUGGCAAUGAACGCUACAGGCACGGGGACCACAGCCAUGGCUGCUACAGCCAUGAAUGGUACAGGCGGAUCUGGUGGGACUGCUGCAGAGGCUGCUGCUGGUGGAACAGCAUUUAAAGCAGCAGAGGAACAGCAACCAAAGCGAGAGGCAGAGGAAGGAGGAAAGGGAGGAGCAGAGGGAGGAGGAGGAGAGCGAGGAGGGGAGGGGGAAUCCGCAGAGGGUGCAGGAGAGGGGCUCAUGGAGAUGGCUGAGAGGGCGAUUGAAGUGGCGUCGCCUGUGCUUCCCAGGAAGCAGGGCGGACAGGUGGACCUCAAGAGAUUAUCCGAGAUGAUACAGCAGUGGGGGUCGCAGGGGCGCAUGCUGCGGGUGGUGGGGAAGGUGGCUCUCUUUGCCGAGGGGCUGUACGGUGCGGUGGGGCUGUGCGAGCAGCUCAUUUCCCUCACAGACAUCCACAAGCGGGCGCUCACGACCAGCCAGGUGCUUGGUGCACUUAUCACACCCAGAGGGCUGUACGGCGCUGUGGGGCUGUGCGAGCAGCUCAUUGCCCUCACAGACAUCCACAAGCGGGCGCUCACGACCAGGCUCCUCUUCUCGCUCCUCCUCCUCGUCCUUCUCUGGUCGCCUAUCCUCAUCCCCCUCCUCCCCUCCCUCAUCACCACAAUCACCUCCGCCUCGGCCAAUCCCGCGGCACCACCUGUCGUCACCACAGCCCUGCUAGCUGUGGGUCUGUACAUAGCCCUGCUGCUGCUAGUGCGCAUAUGGGGCAGGAGGGUGAGGAGAUUCGAGCACCCAAUUGAGCAGUAUGGAUUGCGAGUGUUCGAGUCAACACAGGAGGGUCUACUGCUAGGCUCAUCCCUGCUGCUGCUGCUACACGCCAUACAGCUACAUCUGCGCCUCACCUCCCUCAACCUCCCCUUCGACACCCUACCAUCCCUCCACCUUCCAUCCUUCCACCUCCCGAACCUUCACCUCCCAGCCUUCCAGUUCCCAACCUUUCACCACCUUCCCACCCUCCAUCUCCCAACUCUUGCCCUCAUCUCCUCACACCUAUCCUCUGCCUUCCACUCGCUCCUGCUGCUCCUGCACCAAGCCACCUCCUCCCUGCCGCAAUGGCUGCCCCUACAUUUCCCUCCUCCCUCACCCCUCUCAGUUACCCAACACCUAGGAGCCCCAAUCCUCACUUCUUCUGCCGCUUCUGCUGCUGCUGCUGCAACUGCUGCAGCUGCCAACCCCACUGUCAUCACACCUACCCUCCUUCUCUCCCUCCUCUCAUCCCUCCUCCCGUCCCUCCUCUCCUCCGUCCUCUCUCUCCUCGUAUCCACCACUCGCAUCCUGCGCCUUGUACUGGAGUCGCUACUAAUGGGUACGGCUGUAGCAGUGGUGGAAGAGCUGGUCUUCCGAGGCUGGCUGUUUGAGGAGGUUCGGCAAGAUCGAGGCUUGGCGUUUGCUUCGGGAGUCACUGCGCUGCUGUUUGCUCUUGUGCACUGGGCUCACUCCAUCUGGGCCAUUCCCACUGCUGCAGCACCAACCAAUUGCACCCAUCCCACCUCUCUCGUGUCUUUCACACCACGCAUCCCUUCCCUUCCCCUCCCCUCCCUGCUACAGCACCUGCCCCACCUCGUCCACCUCCCUCCUGUCUCUCAUACACACCCCUUCCCCCUUUCCCCUCUCCCCCUUACCAGGUCUAUCCCGGCCAUGCUCGGUCUCUUCCUCCUCUCCCUCAUCCUCUCCCUCAUCCUCUCCCUCGUCCUCUCCCUCAUCCUCUCCCUCGUCCUCUCCUUCCUCCCCCACUGCCUGUCAUCCCUGCCCCACCCAUCCAACCUCCUUCCUGUCUUCCAUUACUCAUCCCUUCCCCUGUCCCCCCAUUCCCCCCCUUACCAGGUCUAUCCCAGCCAUGCCAGGCCUUUUCCUCCUCUCCCUCAUCCUCUCCCUUCUGCACUACUGCCUGUCAUGCCUGCCCCACCCAUCCCACCUCCCUCCUGUCUUCCACACUCAUCCCUUAACCUCUCCUCGCUUCCCCUCAUCCAGGGGCUUUUGCUGGUGAUGGCCGUGGUGGUGUGCCCUUGGGGGGAAAUAGUGCAAGAAAAGAAGGGGUAUUUGUCUCGUGAUAGUGAUAUUGAUAGUGAUGGUGACACUACGGAGAGUGAGUCUGAGGAUGAGUGCUUCAACUCAUCCUCACAUGCAACAAAACAGUGA
Closterium sp. Naga37s-1 is the source of this 5553-nucleotide messenger RNA. Lineage: Eukaryota; Viridiplantae; Streptophyta; Zygnematophyceae; Desmidiales; Closteriaceae. The record is from the annotation of a GenBank genome assembly.